AUGCUUGCCGAGGGUGGUCUUAACGCAACCUCGUAUGGGCUCUGGGCCUCUGAGUAUUCGCGGGAUGGUGGUUGGUACUACCUUGCAAAAAACCUCGCCAGCAAUCCAGCCAACAAGUCGCCGAAUUGUCUCCGGAUCAAUCAGAACGCGCACCACGCUGAUGCCGUGGUUGCAAGAUGGGCUUGUGCAAUCUCGCGUCGCGAGGUUCGGACGCCGUUGCUCCGAACUUGCCGGCGCCGACGCUUGACCCUAGAAGGCAGCGUGGACCACCUCGCGGCCGGACUGGCAAAGGAGUCAGCACGAAAGGGGAUAAAAGUCUGCACAUCAUUCACACCACGGCUCGGGUGCAUUCCUCGGCAGCUAAACCGUGUACUUGACAGCAGCCCUGCGCAAACCCCGUCCCCCCCAUUUCCAAAACUUGUCAGCCCUGAGAGGGCGCAAUGUGGUGCGGACAGGACAAGUGCUCGACUAGCGCCCAACACCAAGCUCAACGUCGUCUAG
Purpureocillium lilacinum is the source of this 501-nucleotide messenger RNA. NCBI's taxonomy places the organism in Eukaryota, Fungi, Ascomycota, Sordariomycetes, Hypocreales, Ophiocordycipitaceae. The record is from RefSeq and is a predicted model, not a curated record.